AUGGCCGACCACCCGGCAGACCCGGGUGAUGGGUCGCGCAUUCACACCUACCGAUUCGAUAAAAGCGCGCAUCAUGUGGUCCGCGGUGUCGCGGAGAUCACGCUUUUCGCCCACCGCAAUGGCGAAGCCAAUCGCUAUGUCAUCGCGACACAAAAGAACAAAAUCGAUAAAUUGAGGAAAGACAACGCAUUGAUUUUGGCUGAGCUGAAGCGGCCGGACGGCGGGAUGGAUAUGGAUGACAACCGCACCGCGCAUUCCACGACCGAUCAUGCUGCACCAUCUUCUUCUAUGUCAUCUACGCCAUCUGUUCGGCCUUCUUCGACAACAUCGUCGCGUUUUGGUUCGCUCUUCUGCUUUGUUUCGGCUCUGGUGUCAAACCUCAAUUGUUGCGCUCGCAAGAGUUCUGAUGAGCCGCCCAUCUCGAAUGUUAACGAGGAACAGCGCAGGGAGGGCGAUGAUUGCCAGAUCGAUUCUCGGCUGCUGACUGGCGCCUCGGCGAUGGAGGAAGCCAUUGAUCAACAAGGAGUUCGCGAGAAACCCAGCUUGGAUAAACCAGCGGAGUUCCUACAGAAGUUCCGAGUGGAGGGACGACGGUUGGCGGAAUUAAGAAUGGGAAUUUACAGCGACGAUCAGGUGGCGGUAAGGGAGAGCGCCGAGGUCGUGCAAUACAUUGGCAUUGUGGAGGAACACUUGAAGAAGAUGGCAGAAAAUUUGGCGCUCCUGAAAGGAGAUUUGAAAGAAGAGGGCAGCGCGGUGGAGAAGAACAAGAAGGUCAUCGAGAAACUGUACGCCGAGCACGAUGCUCUGUUGGCUACGUACGUGAAGCUCAGAGGCGAGGGUUCGCAUAGUGACAAAGAAGAAGACGGCCACGACACUCGUUUGGUUCCUCUGAUGAAGGCAACCGUCAUCGGCGCGCGCCGAGAUAUCAAGGUGGCCCAGGAUGGGAGCCUCCUGAAGCAGUACUUUACGCCGAAG
Mesorhabditis spiculigera is the source of this 975-nucleotide messenger RNA. Lineage: Eukaryota; Metazoa; Nematoda; Chromadorea; Rhabditida; Rhabditidae. The record is from the annotation of a GenBank genome assembly.